Messenger RNA from Drosophila ananassae, 339 nucleotides. RefSeq lists its product as uncharacterized. Lineage: Eukaryota; Metazoa; Arthropoda; Insecta; Diptera; Drosophilidae. Bases 1 to 339 code for a protein of 112 amino acids. The record is from RefSeq and is a predicted model, not a curated record. The transcript has 2 exons.
AUGCUGCUCAACAUUAGAGGCCCGAGGCAGGAAAGGCGUAAGCUGAUCACCAGCGUGGUAAGCUCGCAGAUACUCUAUGCCGCCCCGGUGUGGGCCGAGGCAAUGACCGUGCGAACGGUGUCGAACGACGCGGCACUCGUCAUCGCCGGUCUCAUUCCGCUAAGGGAACUGGUCCGGGAGAGGUCAGAGCUGGCAGAGACGGCGCAGGACGAAACCACGUCGGCGUCGGCUAGAAAGUUAGCGGCGAGAGCCAGAAGCCUGGCCAACUGGCAGAGCUUAUGGGCGAACUCCACAAAGAGACGUUGGACGCAUAGGCUCUUUCCGGAUGUGGGCAAAUGA